Messenger RNA from Phytomonas sp. EM1, 519 nucleotides. The record is from the annotation of a GenBank genome assembly. Lineage: Eukaryota; Euglenozoa; Kinetoplastea; Trypanosomatida; Trypanosomatidae.
AUGAAACUCCACCUCCUUCGCGGGGCGUUGUUCAAUAAGCACGCCGUAUUGCACGUUCACCUCCCCGAUUUCCUCCAGUUGCGUGAGUUUGCUGUCGAGGAACUGGGAAACCUUCGCGAGGUAGCUCUCGAUGUUCGCCAGAUGCUUCUGCGCGCUUUGCCGCAGCGUCUGUUUGAGCACCUCGGUGAGUUUGAAGAGGUGCUCAUCCACGACGCCUUUGAUGCUUGCCGUGCAAAGGGUGAUGCAGCCGCACUUAAUAAAAAGAUCCUCGCUGUUGAUUUCUUUUCCUUUUUGCUUGAGCAGCCGGAUCGCUUGCUCCCAGUGCUGCACCUCGGAGAGGGUGCCGGCGACGAUCUCCUCCAAGGUCGGAUUCCCCGCCCUCCCGCAGCAGCCGAUUACCAGCAUUGGCGAGAAGCGCUUCAGCUCCGCCUGGAGUUUGCGAAAAAGCUGAGAGGCGUGCUGCAUCGCGGAGAAGAUGCUCUGCUCGUUUCGCGCGGGCAUAUCCUGGAAGAUUACUGA